ACGCAGUCCGGCUGGAUGCGUAAUUCUUUCUCCCUCGCAACUGAAGAUAUUCCACUCCCCACGAUUUCGGUACAUAUACAACCCGUCACCUCCCUCACCUCCGGCUCCUUUCCGCCACCGUCACUACCUCCACCUCCCCCUUUGAUAGGAGAAGCGGAGGUCCUAAAAGCGCGAUCUUUCCUGAUAAUUCCAACAUUCCCGGGGGCGGGGGUCCCUCUCGCGGAUCUCGCUCUCGCCGACUUGUCUUCUCUACCUUCUCCGCUGUCGCCGGACAUGUUGCCGUACGCGACGUUGGAGGAUGCGGAGGCGGCGCUAGGGCGGAGCCUCACCGCCGUGGAGGCUCUAUGGUUACGCUAUUCCGCCCGGAUGCCCGACUACCUCCUCUACUGCCACAAUAUCCUCUUCCUGCUCGUCAUCUUCAGCCUCGCCCCCCUCCCGCUUACCUUGAUCGAGCUCUGCCUCCCCGCCGCCGUCUCCCCCUACAAGCUCCAGCCCAAGGUCCGCCUCCCGGCCGCCUCCUUCUUCCGAUGCUACAAGGAUGUCAUGCGCGUCUUCAUCUUCAUCGUCGGCCCGCUCCAACUCUCCUCCUACCCAACCGUGAAGCUUGUGGGGAUACGGACCGGGUUGCCGCUGCCGUCGUUGUGGGAGGUGGCAGCGCAGCUGGGGGUGUAUUUCUUGGUGGAAGACUACGGCAACUACUGGAUCCACCGGCUGAUGCACGGCAAGUGGGGGUACGAGAAGAUCCACCACGUCCACCACGAAUUCACCGCGCCCAUCGGCUUUGCCGCUCCCUACGCGCACUGGGCGGAGGUUCUCCUCCUCGGGAUCCCCUCCUUCGUUGGGCCGGCCAUCGCCCCCUGCCACAUGAUCACCUUCUGGAUCUGGAUCGCCCUCCGCCAGCUUGAGGCCAUCGAAACCCACAGCGGAUAUGACUUUCCUUUAAGUCCCACAAAGUUUAUCCCCUUCUAUGGAGGAGCAGAGUAUCAUGAUUAUCAUCACUAUGUUGGAGGACAAAGCCAAAGUAACUUUGCUUCCGUGUUCACCUACUGUGAUUACAUAUAUGGGACCGACAAGGGAUACAGAUACCACAAGGCAUGCCUAACAAAGUUGAAGGAGCAGCAGGGAAAUGGUCGCCUGAAUGGGGAAGUUAAUGGUUUCAUCAACUACGGCCAGAAAUCUGAGUAGCCGUCGAACUCAUGCCUCGUAAGUAAUGGUUAGGUGUUAAGUAAGACAAAUGUUGUUUUGCUAGUUAGGUGCAGACCUGUUGUUUCUUUCCACCCAUCACAUGCGAUUUUGACAUCCUUUCGUGACGGUGGAAUCCGACACCAAGAUGGUCUUGGAGAAUGGCUAUGUAAUUUCCUAGGUAGUGCAGCAACCUAUGUCUGCUUUUGUUACUUGAUGGUGCACUGCUUGUGAAGCAACCUUGUUAGAGCUGUGGCCCAUGGGAGCUUCUCUGUCUUGGAGAAUUGCUAUGUAAUUUCCUAGGUAGUGCAGCAACCUAUGUCUGCUUUUGUUACUUGAUGGUGCACUGCUUGUGAAGCAACCUUGUUAGAGCUGUGGCCCAUGGGAGCUUCUCUGUCUUGGAGAAUUGCUAUGUAAUUUCCUAGGUAGUGCAGCAACCUAUGUCUGCUUUUGUUACUUGAUGGUGCACUGCUUGUGAAGCAACCUUGUUAGAGCUGUGGCCCAUGGGAGCUUCUCUGUCUUGGAGAAUUGCUAUGUAAUUUCCUAGGUAGUGCAGCAACCUAUGUCUGCUUUUGUUACUUGAUGGUGCACUGCUUGUGAAGCAACCUUGUUAGAGCUAUGGCCCAUGGGAGCUUCUCUGUCUUGGAGAAUGGCCAUGUAAUUUCCUAGGUAGUGCAGCAACCUAUAUAUGCUUUUGUUACUUGAUGGUGCACUGCUUGUGAAGCAACCUUGUUAGAGCUGUGGCCCAUGGGAGCUUCUCUUUUAUGAAUGCCAUGUAAGAAACUUCGCUCUGCGUGGACAACAGUUUCGUCUCAAAAGUUUCUUUUGCUGAUGUUGGUAA
Molecule: messenger RNA, 2023 nt
Organism: Musa acuminata AAA Group (dessert banana)
Lineage: Eukaryota; Viridiplantae; Streptophyta; Magnoliopsida; Zingiberales; Musaceae
Product: very-long-chain aldehyde decarbonylase GL1-10-like
Exons: 5
Coding region: 16-1185 (389 amino acids)
Biological process (GO): sterol biosynthetic process
Cellular component (GO): endoplasmic reticulum membrane
Molecular function (GO): iron ion binding; C-4 methylsterol oxidase activity
Source: RefSeq, a predicted model, not a curated record